GACAUACUGUAAUAGAACUUAGAGCCAUUUACCCCAAUCAGAGCUGCUCAUAGAGCCAUCAGGUAUUCAGAAAUAGAUUUCUUUGCGGGAAGGUAUCAUAUUCUAAUAUUAGGCCCUUUGUACUAUAAUGCUAUUCAUUCGCUUCAUUUAACCGAGAAGUGUUUUCAACAGUGCCCCGUCAUAAACUAUAAAUAUAUAUUCAAAAACUAUUCAUAUAAUUAAUUAAAAAUAAAAUACUUUUGUUAUUUUGUUAAACGAUUUAAGAAUUCAAAAUAAUGGACGUGACCAGGAAAUGGCCUGAACGAUUUUUUAUUAGUUAAUAAGACAUGAUAGUGCUGUUACUGUGCUGUAUGAUGAAGUUGAUUGAGUUUUCCACCGGGAAACCCGAUGGGAAGAAGCAGAGAAGAAAAUUAUAUAGAAAAAGGAGAGGUAAAGCAAUGAAUGACUUGGGCGUGGGCGGUGGAGGAAAAAUUCUUGCCCAUAGCCCAGGGUCGGACUGCAACAGCAAUCAUCAUCUUUCCUCCAACAGUUGCUUCAGCUCUACAUCAACCCAAGAUAUAGACUUCAUUCAAGACAAUUCAGAUUACCAAUGGUUUUUAGAUUACAAUUACAGAGAUGGCAGUACAAACCACCAUACGAGUAUUCUAUCUCUGUCGGAAGCGUAUGGAGGAAAUGGGGUGGUGCAAGGGGGCGACAUUCGUUAUUACGACGCUUUGGCAAAAAACAUGGACGCCAACUUGGCGGAAGCGGACAUGGAGAGCUUCCGAACGGAAGAUAUACAUGCCCUUCUAACUAAUUUACCGACCAUGUGCACAGAUCCCUUAUCUCAAGAGUGUCCCAGGCAAUACAUUCUAUACGGAUCUUCCCCUUUUUCUCAGACGAUCAGCCGUCAUGGAGAGUCCUUUGCCUCGGUAUCGGGUUCGAUGUUGGCUAAAUUUGACUUUGAAAGUUCUCUAUCUCCACACUCGAAUUCCCAGUGCGAUGGUGGCGACUCGGCCAAUUCAAUGUCGAUCUGUAAAUCUGAGCUGCUUUUUAGCCCUAUAAAAGAAUCACCGCCUUUCACUGCAGGCGUCGGGAUUGGCGGCUUCGGGGGCAAUUACAGCGUCGAUUCUCUGGAUUGUGGCGACUUUAUGAGCGAGCAAGAUAUCCUUUUGACCUGUCAGGCAAACAAAGACAACUACACGAUUGCUUUUGAGGGCUCCAUCACCAUGUACUCAGAAGAUAGCGAUUUUCACGAAAGUGAAAAAAGUAAUUCAGCUUCGGGGGUCAGUAGUUCUCGUUGCUCUGGAGAGUUGAAGAUGCAUGUAAAAAAUCCGAAAGUUACCAACAUCUCGAUGGCUCAGUCUGAUUCGGGCGGUUUUACCACUUGGAGCAACUUAAAGAAACGGAACAGCGAAAACCAGUUGAAGAGACGUCCAUCGGGUAACAACAAUUCCGAAGAAGAUACCAACAACGAUUACAAUCACACGGACAACGUCCUCAAGAGUCAAAGUAUGCCCGAUCUAUGUAAACAGAAACGGUAUGCCACAAACGAUGCCAAAAACCAAAAUUUCAUAAUUACCCACCAAAUGGAUUCGAUUAUAUCGUCAGAAAAGAAACCAGUCAAGGUUUUCGACAUUCAGCAUCAAAUAAGGAGUUGUAGCGGAAGUGGAGGUAGCAUCUUAUCGGACAUGGCAACGUCUACUGAUGGUACAGUCAGUUCCACAGAACAGGCAUCGAAACAUCAAAAACCGAACUUAAACUUGGUGAAACUCUUCAUGAAACAAAAGAGUGUCAGUGCUGAAGGAAUGUCAUUAGGAAUGGAUCAAUCGAGAACAACUAACAACAGCGAAACGCAUUCAGCAAACAGCAGUCAGUUUUUGGAUUCAAAACAGGAAAGUCAAACAGAACCAGACAGGAACGAAUGCUUUGAAGACAGCCUUCUGGUUUGUCAAAAACCGAUAGAAACAUCUCACAGAACGCACGAGCUCAUUGUUGAAGAAGACGAAGAGGUUUCGCGAAGCGAAUCCAUCGAACAGCUCACCGAAAGCUUUUCAAAACUUGACUUGACCGACAAUAGUUACCGCGACCCUAGUCCAAUUGUUACCACUAGUAAUAAUAACAAUAAUCCGUCUGUAGCCACCAAAAAUGUUACCAGUUCACCUAUUAAGAAGAUUGCUGAAACAAGGAUUCGAAGAACAUCCACAGAGGUCCCUGCACAUCUGAUCAACAGAAGUAUUCAAACAUCUUGUUAUGUGGACACCAAUUUGAAGAAUGCGCCUUACAAACUUAACUGCAAUAGCGCCAAAGAAUUUGUUAAAGUUGUUGAACCUUCGUUUCUUACAAAAUUAAAAAAAGAUUCUGAAGUCAAAAAACCAGUAUACGUUUUAUACCCAAAUUAUGUGCUGCCCGAUUUAAAUUUUCUUCACGGCAAAGAGGAUAUCGCCAAAGUGUUACUAAUGCCACACAAAAAUCCUAAAGAAUUGAGACAUAUUGACAGGAAACGACCUGUAAGUUUCAACGAUGUAGAAGCUCUUCGGGAAAAAGGUUUCUCACAUGUCAAGGAUUGGGAUUCAUUAAACUUCCUGCUUCCAACAGAGUACAGGAAAAUAUUGGCUGAUGUACCAGAGGUGGCAACCAAACUGAAGAAUAAAGAUGACAUUCUCCUGGGAAGUUUGAAACCAUCUUUCUGUCAAUCGCCGCCAGUAAGCAGGAAAUCGAGACCUGCAAGUUGCGAUUGUGCCAAAUUAAUGAACAGAACCAACAGUCUCGAAAGAGUAUCUUCAUCGUCCAGCGUUACAACACAACCCAGUUCUGGAUAUAGAGGCUCUUCAACCAUUCUCACAGAUUCCCAGAGUAGUCCCGCCAAUCCCAACAACUUAAACCCACUAUUUGUUUAUCGCUACGAUAGUGUAACGAGUUCAGAAGCAAGUCUAAUGGUUAGUGAAAGAAAUCGAUCGAUUACCACUAUAGCUCCACCAUAUCCAAAAAGAUCGUUAAGUUUGGAAAACAAAGCGGAAAUAGUACCACCUCGACCUCCUCUACCCAAAAGCAUAUUAAGAAGGAGCCUCGAAACCGUGAAAUCUCGGAAAUUGGGCGACCAAAACAAACGAUUCAGCAUGUUCGAAGCGAUGGAAGAAGAGAUCGACUAUGAACAAAACCAGAACAAACGUUAUUCGAUGCAGGAACAAUUCACAUUUAACAGGAAUAAACGGAUAAGUGAGACGGAAGACGAAGGUGUAGAUGCAGGGACAUCGAGUAGCAGUUUGGACGAACCGCAGUGUAAAUUGGUGUCUUCUCCUAGAUUUAAAACGGAAUUACCUUUACAUAAAGUGAAUUACGAAGAACUGGCGCAAUUGGAAGAAUAUCUCAAAAUGAGCGGGUUUUCGUCAUCAGAUCCAGAUGAUUUAGACGAAGAAGGAAUGAUGCAAUUGAGAUCGUACGUUGCCAAGUUUCUGGCGUUGAAAAUCAACCAAAGUUCCAGCGAGAAUUCCGAAGGGAAGAAGAUUGUUAGUUUUGCCGAAAGGAUUAAUGUUAAUGUAGAAACAAAACCGCCAAACAAUUCUCCAAACGUCUCGGCUCUAUUGUCACAAAAACAUCAUCAUUACCAUGGGAAGACUAACGCUGACGACUCCGUUGGUAAAAAAUCUUACGAUCUAAGUCAGAAGCGUUCGCUGGUCGCUGCAGUCACGGAUGCUGUUGAAAAGAUGGUCACACACUUCUCUCCGGCUUCCAAUCAAGAAGAACUUAACGCGUUAGGUGACUCUUCGGUGAAUCCCGCUUGUGCAAAGCUUGCUCUUUCGACCCUCUGUCCUGCCUUAUACGCAAUUCUCAGCGACGGAUUAAAACCCUCAUUGGACACUACGUUUGGACCCAUUAACAAUUCUGUGUGGCAAGUUGUCGAGGUUUCGUCUCACCAAGGUCCUCUUACCAAAGCCCUCAACGAAUUGGUUAUGAGAAUAAACACCGAAGAUACAAUUACCGAGGGUCUAGUAAAAUUCAACGCCUUUAUCUUUGGAUUGCUCAAUGUCCGAUCUCUGGAUGCCUGGUUUAGUUACUUAAGGACGAGAGAGAGCGUUCUAAAAAAGCAUUACGAGCAGGAUUCAUUAUUAGUCCUUGCUCACACUGGCAGUGUCAGCGUUAGAGGACUUAUGGACACACUUAUUACGACUUUGGAGCCUUUAGCAUUGUUGCCUUUCCGAUUCGAUCUUCUUUUUGAACAUCGUCAACUGCACGAAAGUCUGAAAAGGAUGGACUCAUACCAGCAACCUUUGAGCCCAUCUCACCCCAAAUCUCCUGGUUUUAAAACAUCUAAACAGUGGACCUUCUCUAAGUUGUCAAGUCAUUCGAACUCUGACACCGAUGAGGUUUCAGCAGCCACGGUCCAAUAUUUCUCUCCAAAACACGCUCCUCAAUCUCCUAUAAACGCAAGACCCAAAACGUAUCCUGAGAGGCCGAGAUCUUGCACCGAUUCCAACUUCUCCAAACCGACUUUUAAAUUGGGCGAUGAUGUUACAAAGAAGAGAUGGUCCGGAAUUUCUCCGACGUCAAAGUUAUUUCAAGCCUAUGAUAGACUGGCAAAGGAAGACGAUGAAGAUUACACCGAUAGUUUAGAAACGUGUCCACAAAAGAAAAAGUCCGAACGAGAGGGUAACCAGGAAGACGAAUGCAGUUCCAAUGAAGAAGUUGUUCAACUUCCAGAAGAAGGUCCUGAUUCCUUGGAUUCAAAUCUAUCCGAUUCAAAGCCGAUUAAUGGCAGGAGAUUUAAAAAAUUACAAAUGAAAUGGGAAAUGCUAAGUGGGAAAGAAUCAACAAGUUCCGGGGGAAGUCCUCCGCAAUCUCCGACCCACGGGAAUAAGUCAAAGAUUCCUAGACCGGUUACGUCUCCCAACAGACCUUCAGGCAUUCCUGUUGCUGUGAAUAAUAUUAACAAGACUACUGGCAAAAAGGCUGUGACACCCCCUGGAACUUCAACAACCAAAGCCAUUGGACAAACAAGGACUCCUGGUGGCAGUAAUGUAGCAAAGAGUAACGCUGGACUCAAGAAAAACUCGCCUGCUACUAGGACAAGUAGAUUGGAUCGCCUUGAAAAUUAUGAAGAAUCUCCACGACCCAUGACCAGGCCCAGCAGUCUUCCGUACAAACCUGGUAAUAAUCGUUCCAACAAAUCUUUACCACCCCGAAGAGCGGUGUCCAGUUCUGUUGGUAGAAAAACAACCAGCCCAAAAGUGCAAAUACCAAAAAAGUUGUCGACAUCAAAAUAUAAGAAAGUUAGGAAAACAUGGAAUGGUUUUCAGAAUGUGCAUGUUGAAAAGAGAUACGUUAAGGCGUUAUCUCAUCGAUUGCCUUCUGAAAGCGGUCACUUGAGUUACAACACUGGCGAUCAACUAAAAGUAAUUUUAGAAGUUGAUCAGAAAUGGUUGUUGUGCUGCAAAGGCAGUCAAAAAGGUCUGGUACCUAAAACUGACGUUAUUGCUGACAAUGAACGUUUCUGAGGGUACCUUAAAUCAAACCAGUUUCCACCUUAAAAGAAAUAAAAUGAAAGGGACUCGUAAAGGGGUGGAACUGCGUUUGGUAUUAUUGUAUUGUAAUGUAAAAAGGGUUAUUUAUUCUAUUUUCAGUGGUGUAAAUCUGAUGUUUGUUGUUUUUUCUUUUGAGUUUCUAUACCACUACAUUUACAUGGUGCUUUAGUUUUUGAGCGAAUGAGAACGUGUAAUAGAAUUUUGAAAGGAAAAGGCUCCACUUUGUACUGUCACACUUAAGGAAUUGACAAAAGUCCAGUUCCUUUCUAAUAAUAAUAAUAAUAAUAUUGUUGAUUAAUGAGGAAAAGCAAUGCUCAAUAAUAUUUUUGCGAAAAGUGACUGAAAAUUUUGCGCUUGGGUUCAGUUUUUACCAUUACACGCUGUUAGUAAUAAUAAAUAAUAUCAUUACGUGUACCAUUAACUUAUUAUUGUAUUUGACAGUAUUUAUUUAUAAGGGUCUGUACAGUCUGUAGCAAAAAAAAUCAUCAGAAGUCAAGAUGGGUUUUUAGUUUAAUACUGCAUGGCCUUUUUCUGCUUUUUAUUUUAUUUGUUUGACCUUUGGAAAUUGUUUGGUAGUUGGGUUCUUUUCUUAAUUCUUCAAAAUUUUUCGUAAUGUAUAAUAUUUUUUUGUUAUUUGGGUACUUGUCACAUUAACAUUCCAUUAUUCAUACUUAUAGUGUUUAUCCUUACGGGGGCUCUCAGUUUUAGCCCUUCUGUUAGAUUAAAAAGGGUUAAAAGUGUUCUUUUGUUGACUAAUGUAUAUUCCUUCUCCUUUUACCUCCCAUCCUUGCAUGCUAACGGUGUAUAGGAGCACUGCUUAAGCCUUUUUUGUACUAUUCAGUAGGGUAAAACUUUGUGAACGCCACCCCCAACAUUCCAUCUAGAGAUACCCGAAUAUCAUCAAUUAUUAUAUCCAUCCCAGUAAAUCGAAAGAGGAAUUGUGCCUGUCGUUACUAACAUUUUCCUCCUCCUUCUUACACUUUCCUUGCAUGCUAACGGUUUUAGUGGCACGGUUAUUCCUUCUAUUCGGCGGGAUUUUCUUGGUAAUCGCUUUAUGAAAAUAAAAUUAGGUAAUUUAGAAUGUAGAGAAACCACUUCGUGUAUAAAUUCUAUUGGAUUUAACGUAGAAGUGGUUGUAAUAUUGCGCACCCUUUUGUUUUCGGUUUAAGAUUAAGUGCGAACCAAACUUCCAAAAUAUUUAAAAAGGAAAAUCAGUUUGCUUUGCGCUUUUUUUUUAAUUUUCUUAUUCCAAAUGCACCCCAGUCAAAGUGGACCGAGUAUUCAUGAUAAUACUCGAUGUAGCCACUUCGACUUCAAUAAUUGAUUCGGUCGUCCCUUAAAGACAACUUUUUUAAGGGUCUUAAGGGGCGGCCAAAAUAUCAUCUUUCCUUUUAUUAAUAUUAUUUGCAUCGACUGCAUAUUAGUGGUUUUGUUCUUUAUUUAUUUCUAGGUAAUUGUCCACUUAUCAUUUAUUUAGUUAUGCACUUGUUUUUAAAAUAAUUUUCUGUUGGUUUGUUUCUUUUGGUAUUUUAUUUCUCUCUGAUAUAUAAACAUAUAUGCUGACUUCUGAUGGUAUUUUUUGCAAAAUAGAAAAGAAAAACAAUAAUCAAAAAUAAAUUAGUAUCUUAUAUUUAAUCUGCUUAUAAUCUCGAUAUACAUAAUGUGUUAUCUAUCUCCCUGUCCCAAUGCUAUGUGUAGUUAUUCUGAUAAUGCUUUAAUUUGCGCAUAUUUAAGUAUAUCCCCUAAUCUACUAUUAAAAUCAUCUAAGCAAGUACUUAAAGCAGUUCACUGAAUGAGAAUAGAGGCCUUUUUUAACGAAGAUGAUUGAAACAAAAUUAAAUAAUAUUGUACUUUCGAAAUUAAUAAUAACACGUCGACGUGGCGCUUUUUUUGCAUGGAAGUAUUAAUUAUCACUUUUGUAUUAAUUAGCUUUUACUGUCUUAGAUAUAUUUAUUAUUAUAAUAAGGAUAAAUAGUGUCUAAUUGAAUAAAUGUAGUUGUUUAAAGAACGAGUCCACACAGUUUGCUUUUGUGAUUUGUAAAUACUGAAACCAAAGAGAGACUCGAAACGAUCGACAUGUCGCGAAAAAUAUUUUGAUAUUAAGUUUUAAUUUUUGUUUGCAUUUCGGGAUCAAACUGAAAAGUAUUAACGAAAGUUAGUAGUGCCAUACACAUGUACGAGGAGAAGAAAUAGAAUGUGAAUUUUUGAGUUUGAACUUCAUUUAGUUUAUUAAACAAAAAUUUUUAUUUAAUGUAUUAGAAAAUUUGCUGUUAAUGUACAGAUAUUCACUCAAUAAAAUAUUUUACUUCAAACUGA
Agrilus planipennis (emerald ash borer) is the source of this 7817-nucleotide messenger RNA. RefSeq lists its product as uncharacterized. Gene Ontology annotation, molecular function: protein binding. NCBI's taxonomy places the organism in Eukaryota, Metazoa, Arthropoda, Insecta, Coleoptera, Buprestidae. The coding region runs from base 327 to 5474 and encodes 1715 amino acids. The transcript has 10 exons. Gene Ontology annotation, cellular component: cytoplasmic vesicle. The record is from RefSeq and is a predicted model, not a curated record.